Carlito syrichta (Philippine tarsier) is the source of this 2855-nucleotide messenger RNA. RefSeq names its product tetratricopeptide repeat domain 14 (gene TTC14). Gene Ontology annotation, molecular function: protein binding; nucleic acid binding. NCBI's taxonomy places the organism in Eukaryota, Metazoa, Chordata, Mammalia, Primates, Tarsiidae. The transcript is spliced from 12 exons. The record is from RefSeq and is a predicted model, not a curated record. The coding region runs from base 114 to 2426 and encodes 770 amino acids.
CUUCCGCCAGCCUCCCGGCUGCCUCCUCGGCCUUCCAGUCCUCAGGGCUCGAGUAGUGGGCGCGCAGCGGGGACCAGCAGCCCGCCUAUCGGGGGGCCCGGCUGUCUCUAACCAUGGACCGGGAUCUUCUGCGGCAGUCGCUGAAUUGCCACGGCGCGUCACUGCUGUCUCUGCUCCGGAGCGAGCAGCAGGACAACCCACACUUCCGGAGCCUGCUGGGGUCUGCUGCCGAGCCCGCCCGGGCCCCACCACUCCAGCAGCAGCUGCAGGGCAGAAAAGAGAAGAGAGUGGACAACAUUGAGAUACAAAAAUUCAUCUCCAAAAAAGCGGAUCUGCUUUUUGCGCUCUCAUGGAAAUCAGAUGCACCGGCAACGUCUGAAGUUCACGAAGACAACGAAGAUCAUUUCGCAGUCAUGCCACCUUUAGAACAAUUCAUGGAAAUACCAAGUAUGGAUCGGAGAGAGCUGUUUUUCCGAGAUAUUGAGCGUGGUGAUAUAGUGAUUGGAAGAAUUAGUUCCAUUCGGGAGUUUGGUUUUUUCAUGGUGUUGAUCUGUUUAGGAAGUGGCAUCAUGAGAGAUAUAUCCCACUUAGAAAUCACAGCUCUUUGUCCAUUAAGAGAUGUGCCUUCUCACAGCAACCACGGGGAUCCUUUAUCAUAUUACCAAACAGGUGACAUCAUUCGAGCUGGAAUCAAGGAUAUUGACAGAUACCAUGAAAAGCUUGCAGUAUCUCUGUAUAGCUCAUCUCUUCCACCACACCUAUCUGGUAUUAAAUUAGGUGUAAUUAGCUCUGAAGAGCUUCCUUUGUACCACAGGAGGAGUGUUGAGCUAAAUAGCAAUUCUUUAGAGUCUUAUGAAAAUGUCAUGCAGAGUUCCUUGGGAUUUGUUAAUCCAGGAGUAGUCGAAUUUCUUCUAGAAAAACUAGGAAUAGAUGAGUCUAAUCCACCAUCUUUAAUGAGAGGCCUACAAAGCAAAAAUUUCUCUGAAGAUGAUUUUGCUUCUGCACUGAGAAAGAAACAGUCUGCAUCUUGGGCUUUAAAAUGUGUGAAAGUUGGAGUUGAUUAUUUCAAGGUUGGACGCCAUGUAGAUGCUAUGAAUGAAUAUAAUAAAGCUCUGGAAAUAGACAAACAAAACGUGGAAGCUUUGGUAGCUCGUGGAGCAUUAUAUGCGACAAAAGGAAGUCUGAACAAAGCAAUAGAAGAUUUUGAGCUUGCAUUAGAAAACUGUCCAACUCACAGGAAUGCAAGAAAAUAUCUCUGCCAGACACUUGUAGAAAGAGGAGGGCAGUUAGAAGAAGAAGAAAAGUUUUUAAAUGCUGAAAGUUACUAUAAGAAAGCUUUGGCUUUGGAUGAGACUUUUAAAGAUGCAGAGGAUGCAGUGCAAAAACUUCAUAAAUACAUGCAGAAAUCUUUGGAAUUAAGAGAAAAACAAGCUGAAAAGGAAGAAAAGCAGAAAACAAAGAAAAUAGAAACAAGUGCAGAAAAGUUGCGUAAGCUCUUAAAAGAGGAAAAAAGGCUAAGGAAGAAAAGAAGAAAAUCAACUUCUUCCUCUUCAAGUGUUUCAUCUGCUGAUGAAUCAAUUUCUUCUUCAUCCUCUUCCUCUUCUGGUCACAAAAGGCAUAAGAAACGUAAGAGGAACCGUUCAGAGUCUUCUCACAGUUCCAAAAGGCAUUCAUCUAGGGCAUCCUCAAGUCAGGUAGAUCAGAACAGGAAGGAUGAGUGCUACCCAGUUCCAGCAAAUACUUCAGCAUCUUUUCUUAACCAUAAGCAAGAAAUGGAAAAAUUACUAGGAAAGCAGGAUAGGUUACAAUAUCAAAGAACACAGGUAAAAGAGAAAGAUAGAUGCCUUCUCUCUUCAUCUUCAGUUGAUGUACUGGAAGAUUCUGGAGGUAGGUCUGAAGAGCCAAGAGAUUUUUAUAGUAGCUAUAAAACGCAGGCAGGCAGUAGCAAAACAGAAAAGCCAUAUAGAUCAGAAAGACAUUUUUCUAGUCAUAGAAAUUCCUCAGAUUCCUCUUGUAGGAAUUCAGAGGACAGGGUUUAUGGUUAUAGGAGAUUUGAGAAGGAUACAGAGGGAAGAAAAGAGCACUAUAGAAGGUGGGAGCCAGGUUCCGUGAGGUAUUCUGCUUCACCUGCAAGCUCAGACUAUUCUUGGAAGUCAGUUGAAAAGAACAAAAAGUAUACUUAUUCUGGAUCACGUGAUUUCAGUAGACAAGAACAAAGAUACCGAUUAAAUACAAAUCAAGGAGAAUAUGAAAGAGAGGACAGUUAUGGGGAGGAUAUCAAAACAGAGGCUCCAGAAGAAGAUGGACUAAAUAGCAAAGAGCACUCAGAAAGCAGCAUUAAAAAAAACUUACCUCAGAAUUUACUGAAUAUAUUUAAUCAGAUAGCAGAAUUUGAAAAAGAAAAAGGAAAUAAGCCAAAAAAUUAACAUGCCAAGGAAAUCACCAGUAUGCUAAAUGCUGUUAAUUAAAAUUUGGGGGUGUUUUCGUUAUCAUAGUCAAAAGUACAAAAAUCUCUGCUCCUAAAAUUAUUUGAAGAGAUUACAAAAAGCAAAUGCUUCUCAAAUUUUACUUCAGUUCUAAGUCCCCUUAUCACAGCCUGAUUUUUAGGCUUUUCCAUUUGUAUGUUUAUGUACAGUAUAUUUCUUACUCUAAUAAUUUAAAUUUCUUCACCUAAAGAUAAUUAUCUGAAAGUACUGUUUCUUCACUGUAUUAUGGCAUAUGAGAAUUCCUGGGUCCACCUUAUCCUGCUGUUUGACAGAAAAUUAAAUUUGUGCAUUGAACACUUGCAUCAUUUUCAUCAAACAUUAUUUCGUUUUCUUUUUAAAUUAAAAACCAUCAGCUUUUUGAAAAAAGUA